Doryrhamphus excisus (bluestripe pipefish) is the source of this 1739-nucleotide messenger RNA. RefSeq names its product twinfilin actin-binding protein 2b (gene twf2b). NCBI's taxonomy places the organism in Eukaryota, Metazoa, Chordata, Actinopteri, Syngnathiformes, Syngnathidae. The record is from RefSeq and is a predicted model, not a curated record. Gene Ontology annotation, molecular function: actin monomer binding; actin filament binding. Gene Ontology annotation, cellular component: cytoplasm; myofibril; actin filament. Gene Ontology annotation, biological process: regulation of lamellipodium assembly; actin filament depolymerization; barbed-end actin filament capping.
UCCCCUGUGAGGGAAAUUGCAUUGUUUUUUGUACUCUAUAUAAAGUUUUUUUCAAAACGUUCAAAAGCAAGUGAGGUAUACACUUGCCAAUGCACCAAACACACGUUGACCCCCUCCCAGCAUCCUCGGUCCAGGGAGCAGUGUUGAUUCUUACCGCGGUGUCACAUUACAGACUGCAAUUUGAGACAAAGCGGUUAAUGCUAAGCUCUUAUAUGAAGGAGUGAUAAAAUGUCCGUCUGACAUGCGCCACACCCGCGUAUCAGCCACGCUCACCCCUCCCCGAGACUCCUAAAAAAAAAAAAUGCGCUCAGCGAUCCGCGAGAGCUUUUCGAUCAGUGGUCAGGCUGCCAUAUCCGCUGACAGACGCAAUAUUACUCAUCCAGUUCCGCAGAUUGCAUUUCAGGUGUGAGGAAUCUCCAAACUCCCCCCUUUUUGAAGGGUUGGCGUCACUGGUGUGUGUCUAUCUACCAUCAGUGGACAGGUAGAGCCUUCCAUGAAAGCAGCCCGGCGAGAGACGGCCAAAAAAGAUGUCACACCAAACUGGGAUUAACGCAACUUCUGAGCUCAAAGACUUCCUGGUCCAAGCGAGGGGCGGCGCCAUCAGGAUUAUGAAAAUCGUCAUCCAAAACGAGGAGUUGGUGCUGGAGUCGUGCAGACAGCCGGCGCAGAGCUGGGAUAAGGACUACGACCACUUCCUGUUACCCCUGCUCACGCCACAGCAACCCUGCUACGUCCUCUACCGGCUGGACUCCCAGAAUGCACUGGGCUACGAGUGGAUAUUUAUUGCGUGGUCACCUGACCAGUCACCAGUCAGGCAGAAGAUGGUGUACGCCGCCACUCGCGCCACCUUGAAGAAAGAAUUCGGAGGAGGUCACAUCAAAGACGAGGUGUUCGCCACAGUCGAGGAUGACGUGUGCUUCCAGGGCUACCUGCGUCACAUGACCUCCUGCUGCUCUCCAGCGCCCCUCACAGCAGCUGAACAGGAACUACAACGAAUUCGCGUCACGGAGGAUAAAGUUGUGUGGGAUGAGCGUAGACGAAUUGGGACUCCACGUGCAAGAGUUCCAAUGGAGUUUGGCCUAGACAAAAGGGUCUCUCAGGGUCUGGCGUUUCCUUUACAAGAAGAGGCCAAACGUGCUCUGCAGCAACUCAAGCAGAAACGAAUCAACUACAUCCAACUGAGAUUGGAUGUGGAGAAAGAGACCAUCGAGCUGGUUCACACUAAACCGACGGAGACGCGGGAUCUUCCCUACAGGAUCCCCACAGAUUCACCUCGAUAUCACUUCUUCAUCUUUCAACAUUCUCACCAGGGCCGCACUCAGGAGGCGCUCGUGUUCAUCUAUUCCAUGCCCGGCUACACGUGCAGUAUAAAGGAGCGCAUGCUGUACUCCAGCUGUAAGAACCGACUCCUGGAGGAGGUGGAGAAAGAUUAUCAGCUGGAAGUCACCAAAAAGAUGGAGAUCGAUAGUGGCGACGGCCUGACGGAAGACUUCCUGUACGAGGAGGUCCACCCGAUGGAGCACACCUUGAAGCAAGCGUUCGCCAAGCCCCGUGGACCGGGCGGGAAGCGGGGCAACAAACGCCUCAUCAAAGGCGCAGGAGAGAACGGCGAGGAAAUUUAAACACGCUUGACAUCUGUCUGUUUGUUCCACUCUUUGUAGCAUCUUUGUUAUUAGCAUUUAUUAUUCUCUUAUCAUAAAGUCAGGCCGUUUGCUGAGGAUGUUCUCGACAAUAAAACA